AUGUCUUCAACGCCUACUACAGAAAUUAUUCCCUUCAUUGAAACAGCUUCAAUGAGCAAAAAACGGAAGAAUUUAAUUAAAACCCUCCUACAGGUAUUUUUCAACAAAAAUAUUUUCAACUUCAUUUCAAUAAGAUUUCCAGAUUCUCCCAUUGCGCAAUAUUAUGCUAUUCAGCAAGGGAAAUAUUCGUGAGCAUGAAUAUUUUACAAAAAAAUUCGAUCGUGAACUUCUUCCAAUCGGCCGUCACGGUUUGACAGCUGGCUGGUUGUUUGAAUCUUUGCAACAACUUUUGAAUGUUGAUCAAGUUCAAAAUGUGCAAUGUGAGCAACUUGGAUCGGAUGGUUUUGUAUCGCAAAUUAUGCGAGUAACAGUUCAAAUGAAGGAUUUAACAGAAAAAAGAGUGAGUUUGCAAAAAACUUGAAAUAAAACAACAGAAAAAAUAUAUUUCAGUAUAUCGUUAAGAUGCCGGAAACAACUAAUAUCAAAAUUGCGCUUGAAAAAACUACUAAUCAAAAAUUACCUGAUGGUGCUGAUGAACAAUUUAUUGGUGGUUUAUCAGUGUUUUUCAAUAGAGAAGUCGAUUUCUAUUCAAUGGAAAAGAUUCCGGGUGUCAGAACCCCAAAAUGUUAUCAUAAGCAACGCUGGGAACUUGGAAAACAAACUGGUGCUAUUGUUAUGCAAGAUUUGAAAGGAAUGAUAAGUGUUCCUUAUUAUGAAUCUUUGAAUCUCCAACAAAUUGCAUCAAUUGGUACUCAACUUAAUAAUCUACAUAUUUUCUCAAUUGAUAUGGAUGAAACAUGGAAACAAAAAUUCCCAUAUCCAAUGCAAUUGAUUGAUACCGUAUCAAACAUGUCGGAUAUUGUCAAAUUAUUUGUCUCGAGAAAUCCUCAAUUGGAAGAGGGAUUUGCAAAAGUUGAGAAAAUGUAUACAGAUCGCAAUCUAUUUAUUGCACUUCUCCGUGAUUCUCACAAAACUCUUGGAAUUGAUGACUUUUUGUGCCACGGAGAUUUGUGGUUUUAUAAUUUGAUGUGGCUUCCAAGAACAAUGGGAAGUGAAAUGGCAUCAAACCACAUUGGUUCAAUUAUUGAUUGGCAAAAUAUUCACACCGGAAGUAUUGCCGAAGAUUUUUGUCAUCUUCUCACAUUCUGUUGUGAUGCCGAAACUCGUCGACAAGCCGAAAACUGUUAUCUUCCAUUUUACUACAACAUGUUAAAAAAUAAUGCUGCACUUGCUGGCAAAAAAUUGAGAGUAACUCUCAAUCAAUUUCUUCGAGCAUAUCGCAGAAAUUUUAUUGCACAUGCUCUUCAUCUUCCAUUUAUCGCUUCAAUUAUGCUCUGUGUUCAACCAUCAGAAGACGCAGAAGAGCAAAAAUCUCGAAAUGAAGUGAGUUAAAACUAAAACAAUUCAAGAAGACAUCCUAAAACCGAAUAAUUUUCAGAGCAUUGUUGAAAAAGUUAUUGGCGCAUGGGAAGACGCCCUCCAAGCAAUGCGAGAAGAAUAUCCAGAAUAUGAGCUUUAA
Messenger RNA from Caenorhabditis angaria, 1519 nucleotides. Lineage: Eukaryota; Metazoa; Nematoda; Chromadorea; Rhabditida; Rhabditidae. The record is from the annotation of a GenBank genome assembly.